AUGGUAGCUCAGGGUUUGCUGUUUUUCAUAGCCGGUUAUGACACCACCAGCGCUGCCCUAACCCACGCAAUACACUACUUGUCUAAACACCCGGACUGUCAGCAAAUACUAUACGAAGAGUUGCGAAGUUGUGAUGAGUUUACGUACGAAAAGUUAUCGCAAUUGAAAUACUUNUAUACGAAGAUUAUCAAUGAAACACUACGUCUCGCGCCUUCACUAACACGUAUACAACGGGAAUGCGUUCAGGACUACAAACUCGGGAAUACCGGCUAUACAAUACCCGCGGGCGCAUCGGUCGAAAUCUUUCCGUACGCUAUACACCGGGAUUCAGACUUUUGGCCCAACCCUAACGAUUUCAUACCCGACCGUUUCCUGGAGCCCACACACCAUCCCUGCGCUUACAUACCAUUUGGUGGCGGACCCCGAGUGUGCAUUGGACAGAGAUACCUGAGACGUCGGUUCACCUACUGGUCGCGGAAAGGUGUACCAGGGCCAAAUUUCAUCGAGUACGAAGCAUUCACCGGUGUUCACCACGAGUAUACCCUGAAAGCGGUCAAAAAGUGGGGCCGAGUGUACGGCACGUGCACCGGCUUUCAGCGUAGUAUAGCGAUCAACGAGCCCGACCUGCUCCGGGACAUCAUGGUUAAAGAUUUUAAUAUUAUGCCCGACCACAAGCACUUUCAUGUGGGCAGCUCUAAGAUAGGCCAGAGCCUAUUUUUUAUGCCCGGCGACGAUGACUGGAAACGUGUGCGCUCUAUACUGACCCCCGUGUUUACGUCGGGCAAACUCCGGGCAAUGUUGGGCCAUAUCGGCGGCAUUGCCGACAAAUUUGUUGAUAGUUUGACUGAUUUAUCAAAAAAGGGAAAACCAGUAGAUAUGCGCAAUUACGUGGGCGCGUUUACCAUGGAUGUGAUCUGUGCCUGUGGUUAUGGCAUACAAGCGGACACUAUUAACAAUCCGGAUCAUCCUAUCGUAACCAAUGCUAAGCGUGUGCUGGGAUUUAACGGCGGAUUGUCAAUAGUGUUGUCGGCGCUGACACCCGGGUUGGCCCGACUGUUACGGCUCGAGCCGUUUGACAUAAAAGCGGUCGAAUAUUUCGAUGGACUCACAAAACAAAUACUUAAUGAACGCAAAGUUAACAACAAAUCCACGACAAACGAUAAAUCCAAACGGCGCACAGAUUUCAUACAAUUAAUACUAGAUUCGGAAAAGUCGGACAAAGAGUUGGGCUAUCAUUCCGGUAGUGAAGGGGAAGCGGAUAACGAGUUGACUACUGGUGGACAACAGUUGGCUAAAAAAUCUGUGGGAACCCUAACACAGGACGAGACCAUAGCACAGGGUUUAAUAUUUUUUCUCGCCGGCUAUGACACUACCAGUGCCUCCAUAACAAACGCCCUGCACUUCCUGUCUAAACACCCGGACUGUCAGCAAAGACUAUACGAAGAGUUGCGAAGUUGUGAUGAGUUUACGUACGAAAAGUUAUCGCAAUUGAAAUACUUGAACGCAGUUAUCAAUGAAACACUACGUCUCGCGCCUUCACUAACACGUAUACAACGGGAAUGUCUAUCGGAUUAUAAACUCGGAAAUACCGGCAUUACAAUACCCGCGGGAACAUCGGUCGAGAUCUAUCCAUACGCUAUACACCGGGACCCAGACUUGUGGCCCAACCCUAACGACUUCAUACCCGACCGUUUCCUGGAGCCCACACACCAUCCCUACGCUUACAUACCCUUUGGUGGCGGACCCCGAUGUUUACAAGUGGUGCUCAUGUGUGAUUUAGUCCACUUUAAAUACGGUAAAGUGUACGGAUCAUAUUCGCUGACUGGCACCCGCAUAAAUGUCAGCGAGCCCGAUCUGCUCCGGGACAUUAUGGUAAAAGACUUUCACGUAUUUGCCUCACGUAAACAUAUGCACCUUGGUACAUCCAAAUUGGAUAUGAGUCUGUUUUUCAUGCCCGGCGACGAUGGCUGGAAACGACAACGAUCUAUACUAUCGCCGGUGUUUACAUCGGGUAAACUCCGGGCAAUGAUGGCACACAUCGGCGGUAUUUCCGACGGUUUAGUCAAGAAUUUUGCAUGCGCUUAUGGCAUAGAUGUCGAGUCCAUUGAUAACCCCAACCAUCCGGUGGUCACAAACGCCGCAAAAAUAUUGAACGCCGACGCGGCCAAACGGCGCACAGAUUUCAUACAAUUAAUGAUAGACUCAGAAAAGUCGGACAAAGAGUUGGGCUAUCAUUCCGGUAGUGAACCGGACGACGAGUCAACCGAUGGACAGUUAAAUAAAGUUGUGGGCACUCUAUCACCGGACGAGAUGGCAGGUCAGGGUAUAUUGUACGGUGAAACAGUGGAUAUACGCAAAUACGUGGGCGCGUUUGCAAUGGAUGUGAUCAGUGCCUGCGCUUAUGGCAUAGAUGUCGAGUCCAUUGAUAACCCCAACCAUCCGGUGGUCACAAACGCCGCAAAGAUAUUGAACGCCGACGCGGAACCGUUUAAUAUCGGGGCUGCCCGAUAUUUUGACCAAUUAACCAAGCAGAUACUAAACGAGAGAAAAGUCAACAAUAAAUAUGCCAACACUGAUAAAACAAAUACUAUACGAACACCGGACGAGAUGGCAGGUCAGGGUAUAUUGUUUUUUAUCGCCGGUUACGACACAACCAGCGCCGCCAUAACCCACGCCCUGUACUACUUGUCUAAACACCCGGACUGUCAGCAAAUACUAUACGAAGAGUUGCGAACUUGCGAUGAGUUUACGUACGAAAAGUUAUCGCAAUUGAAAUACUUGAACGCAGUUAUCAAUGAAACACUACGUCUCGCGCCCUCUCUUACCCGCAUUAAUCGUGAGUGCCUUCAGGACUAUAAACUCGGAAAUACAGGCAUAACAAUACAAAAGGGAGUUGUGGUUGAAAUAAUACCAUACGCUUUGCAUAGACAGGCGGACCUGUGGCCCAACCCUAACGACUUCAUACCCGACCGUUUCCUAAACCCCGUCCACCAUCCGUACGCUUACAUACCCUUUGGUGGCGGACCCCGACUUUGUAUUGGCAAGAGGUUUGCCCAGCAAGAGAUGCGAAUGUGUUUGGCCAAGCUCAUACAUAAGUUUGAAUUUACCCUGGCACAACCGCCAAAAAUCAAUUAUUUCAUUGGAUCCAUACUUAUGUCACCCAAAGAUCUGCUCGUUAAGCUUAAAGCUAGGGAUUAG
This is a messenger RNA of Medioppia subpectinata, 3198 nucleotides long. NCBI's taxonomy places the organism in Eukaryota, Metazoa, Arthropoda, Arachnida, Sarcoptiformes, Oppiidae. The record is from the annotation of a GenBank genome assembly.